This is a messenger RNA of Hyla sarda, 6299 nucleotides long. It is a transcript of the gene CC2D2A, whose product is annotated as coiled-coil and C2 domain containing 2A. Gene Ontology annotation, biological process: non-motile cilium assembly; protein localization to ciliary transition zone. NCBI's taxonomy places the organism in Eukaryota, Metazoa, Chordata, Amphibia, Anura, Hylidae. The record is from RefSeq and is a predicted model, not a curated record. Gene Ontology annotation, cellular component: ciliary transition zone.
UGGCUGCCUACAGUUACUAUGUUGCUAGUACUCUCCCAGUGCUAGUAACUUACCGGCAGAGAGGUUACCCUGCUGAUACAUGAGACCUGCAGACUGUACAUCAAUGUGCUGCAGGGUGUACUGGAGCUUCACAAGAAGACAGCAGUAGGUUGGCACCCCUGGCAGAGGAGCUGGCACCAUGAGGGGUACAGAGGAGAAACAGAGGAUGAUAGUGGAGGAGCUCCUGGACAAUGAUGAUGAAGCUGAGGUGGAGCAAUUGAAAAAGACCUUGAAAGCUCAACGCCAGAAAAGGAAGAAAGCGCUGAUCGAGAAUGUCAGAGAUGGAGAUGAAGCUGCGGAAGAUGCUGGAGCUGCUACACGAGGAAAGCGCAGUUUACCCCCAUUAAACGUCUCCAGCUCGGCCGAAUCUUCCAUGAGAGAACGACUGCGGGAAAAACUAAAAGCUGGAAGGUCUAAGGCAGAGAGUAUACUCCAGCAAGAGUCCCCGGUCGCCUCACCGCGAAGCCUUACUAGGUCUAGUGCAAGGUUUGAUGAAGAGCACGAUAUUAUCCCUCUUCAGAGAGUAAAGGAUGUAGAAGCUCAGCUGUCUUCUAGGGUACGACUCCGUGAUGCUGUAAAGACCGUUCAGAAAAAAUCCCAUGUCCCGGAUGGAUAUCCCACAGCUGAGGAAUCUUUCAACUUCUUUACCUUAAACUUUGAUCCUGAACCAGAAGCACAAGCUGGGCAAGAAGAAAAGAAAUCCGAAAAACCUCACAGAAAGGAGGACAACAGGGACCCUGCAUCAAGGGCUGAACAAGACCAAGCAGAGGAAGGGGAAGAAGGAAUGGAAGAAGAGGAGUCCUUGGUUCCUGAAGAUGACCUGUUUCUCAUUGACCAGACGGCACGUGACUUCAUAGAGAUGACGGCUGCUGAAUAUGAAGGAUAUCGCAGCCGGAUCCAGAAAGAGAGAGACAUUUUAUUUAUCCCAAGCUUUCGACCAGUGCCUACCAGCCUAAAGGUCCCCGAUAACAUGCAACCAAGAUAUCUGGAAGAUGAGGGUUUAUACAUUGGUGAGAAACCAAAAGUGUCCCGAACCAACCAAAAUCUUUUGGAGAAUCGGAUGUUACAGCAAGAUGAGGGAAAGAAAUGGUUUGGUGAUGAUGGGAACAUUUUAGCUUUGGCUAACCCUAUCAAGGCCUCCCCUACAAGACCUCCAAUAUUCUGUGCCGUCCAAGAAAUCCCAUCAGUACAUGGUGGAGUCCGGAGCCCUUCAAGGAGAGUUUCAGCUGGAUAUUGAUAUUUCGGGGGUCGUGUUUACCCAUCACCCACUUUUUAGCAGAGAACAUGUCCUGGCGUCUAAGUUAUCCCAGCUGUAUGAUCAGUAUCUGGGAAGGAAGCAGAAGAACCUUACCAAUUUUCUGUCGGACAAGUUACAUGCACUGAGAAAUGCAGUAGAGAACAUCUCCACUGGGGGUGCGGCACAUGUUUCCAGCACAGUCGCUGAACAGAGUUUUGCUGAAUAUAAAGUAGAAAUCAAACAAACAAGGAAAUAUCGAGAUACAGAGCAGGAAAAAGACAGAGUUCUCCUGAAGUCCCUCAUCAAAGUGUGGAAAGAGAUAAAGUCCCUGCGCGAUUUUCAGAAGUUCACCAACACCCCAGUGAAACUCUACUUGCGAAAGGAAGAAGUUAAUAGAAAAGUGGAUGAAGAAUCGUAUGAAGCUGAAAUUCAAACCGAAAUAAAUGAGCAAAUGAGAGAAAAUACGGAGGAGUACGAGAAGAAUUUGAAGCAGUAUAAACAAGAUCUUCAGCAAUGGAAGGCGUGGAAAAGGGCACAGAAAAUGAAGAACAAAAAGAAAAAAGAGCGUGUGGAUGAUGACGAUGAUGAUGAGGCAGAUGGUGGACAAGUAGGAGAAGAACCCACCAAGCCUUUUCCUCCUGUCCUGGUGGACAGACAAGAGAUAGAAGUACAGGUUCGUGAUAAAGCGGCCAACAUCAGGAGGAGACCUGGAGAACCUAUUCUGCAUCCUGAACUGAGCCUUUCUGGGGCCAUCACCCCCAACAACAUGUGUCCAAGGGCAGAAGUAUUAAGACGCGAGGAUCUCCAGAAACACUCAUUGUUCAUCAAGAUCCUCUUCAACAACAAAGAGGUGUCCAGGACUGUGACAAACAGGCUGGGGUCAGAUUUCAGAGUCCAUCUGGGACAGAUCUUCAAUUUACAGAUUUAUAAUUGGCCAGAAAGCAUCAAACUACAGAUAUAUGAAACAGCAGGACAUGGUGGUAGCACCUUACUGACCGAGGUUUUUGUGCCUAUUCCGGAGACCACUGUAGUAGCUGGAAGAGCCCCAGUAGAGGAGGUUGAAUUCAGCAGUAACCAGAGGGUCAUGUAUGAUCAUGAAGGAGUUGGAAGCGAUGUUCCCUUUUCCUUUGAGGCUGAUGGAAGUAACAAGAUAGCUUUGAUGACUUCUGGAAAAGUUGCAUACUGUGUAUCCUGGGCAGUAGGGGAGAAUGGGGUGCCACUGGUACCCCCUAUUUCACAACAAAAUGUUCAGAGGGCUCUAAACCACAUGGAUGCUGUCGCCUCUAUUGGGGCUUCUGGACUGACUGACAUGAAGAAAUUAGCCAAGUGGGCAAGAGAAUCCAAGCUCGAUCCCAAUGAUCCUAACAAUGCAGCUCUUAUGCAGCUCAUAAUGAUUGCUAACAGUGGGGACACAUAUGUUCCGGAGUUCUUCAGACUUGAGCAGCUGCAGAAGGAGUUUGACUUUGUCUCAGAUGAAGAGCUCAGCCGGUCAAAACGUUUCCAUCUUCUACAACUCCGAAACCAGGAAGUGGCCGAAUUCCGCAACUACAAGCUGGUGCCCAUUAAGGAGCGAGAAAUUCCAGACAAGAUUUUUGCGGAAUAUGAGAAGAAAUUACGGGACCAAGAUGUAAGCACUGCAGAAACACAUCUAGAUACACAUAGGAUUAUGGUUGCCAAAUAUCUCCACAAGGUUAGGGAAUCUGUGAUAAAUCGCUUCCUGAUAGCAAAACAUCAUUUUAUUCUUUCUGACUUGGUUGUUGAAGAGGAUAUCCCUAGUCUUGGGAUCCUGGGGAUGGAUCUCUUCAAGUUAGCUGAGCCGAAGCGUCCGCUGAAGCCAAGGAGAAAAGAGCGGAAGAAAGUCACUGCUCAGAACCUGUCUGAUGGGGACAUUAAGGUCCUGGUGAAUGUCAUUCGUGCUUAUGACAUACCGGUUAGGAAACCAACGUCCAGCAAACCAGCGCCGCCAUCCAGAUCAACAAGAUCGUUCAAUGAGAUGUUUACGGCAUCCGCCUCACCUCAGGGGCAGGCCCAGUCACCAGAGUGGUCGGUGAACCAGGUAUUGGUCCGGCCAUUUGUAGAAGUUUCAUUCCAGCGCACCGUAUGCCAGACAUCAACAGCUGAUGGGCCCAACCCCAACUGGAACGAGGAACUGGAACUCCCAUUCAGGGCUCCCAAUGGUGACUACAGCACAGCCAGUUUACAGUCUGUGAAGGACGAUGUCUUUAUUAAUGUCUUCGAUGAAGUUUGUUUUGAUAUUUUAGAGGACGAUCGCGAGAGAGGAAGCGGAAUCCAUACAAGAGUGGAGAGACACUGGCUCGGAUCCAUCCGAAUUCCAUUUACCACAAUCUAUUUCCAGGCCCGGAUAGAUGGAACUUUCCGACUUGAUGCGCCUCCUGUGCUUCUGGGAUACAGCAAGCAGCGCAGCCUGGGAAAUGAUGGUGGUUAUGAGUCAGUACGAAGCCUCAGUCAGGGGUCUUUUCUGACACUUUUUAUCACCAUUGAACCUCAGCUUGUGCCAGGAGAUCCCAUUAGAGAGAAGUUUGACAGUCGAGAAGAUGAGAAGUUACUUCAGGCUGCAGAGAAGUUCCAAAGUGAAGCUGCCUUAAAAUUCCCAAGAAGGCAAUGCCUGACCACGGUUACUGAUAUCAAUGGGACCACGGUGUUUGUGACGCGUUACGUGAACGCCCUGAAGCCUCCACAGGAACUGCUCGAUGCUGACCCAAAUAAUGUGCAGGUUACAAGUGAGCUGGUGGCCCGAUACGUGUCUUUAAUUCCCUUCCUGCCAGAUAAUGUAUCCUUCGCCGGGAUCUGUAAUUUAUGGAGUACAUCAGAUCAAUUCCUUGACCUUCUGGCUGGAGAUGAAGAAGAACAUGCCGUGCUUCUCUGCAAUUACUUCCUGGCCAUGGGAAAGAAGGCCUGGCUUGUUAUAGGAAACGCCAUCCCUGAGGGCCCCACUACUUAUGUGCUGACACUAGAGCAGAACCAGUACGUCAUAUGGAAUCCAAGCAGCGGUCGCUUUUAUGGCCAAUAUGAUACGUUUUGUCCUUUACAAAGUGUUGGCUGCUUGAUAAAUGCGGAUAAUAUAUGGUUCAAUAUUCAGCAAUAUGACUCUCCUAUGAGUAUAAGUUUUGACACAAGUCGCCCGAAGCUUUGGAAGCCGUUCUUCUCGAGAAGUUACCCGAAUCCUGGACUGCCCAGCGUGCAGCCGGAGGAAUUGAUUUAUCAGCGAGCGGAUAAGACUGCGGCCAUGGAACUGCAAGACAGGAUUGAAAAGCUGCUGAAAGAGAAGAUCAUGGAGUGGAGACCGAGACAUCCCACCCGCUGGAACAGAUACUGCACAUCUACUCUGCGGCAAUUCCUUCCUUUACUGGAACAGAACCAAGGCAAAGAUGUGGAGGAAGAUCACCGGGCGGAACUGCAGAGACAGCUGGGAGAUUAUAGGUUUUCGGGAUUCCCAAUAAACAUGGCCUUCUCUGAUGUGAGGCCGCUCAUAGAGGCUGUCUACAGCACUGGCGUUCACAACAAUGAAGUCCCCAGUGUGGAGUUUGCUCUGGCUGUGUACGUUCACCCCUACCCAAAGAGCAUCUACUCAGUAUGGAUAUAUGUUGCGUCUCUUAUUCGGAACAAAUGAGCAAAAGAUGGGAUGUUCUAGUCUAGCAGAUGCCAUGAUGAGCCCUGACAAUCACUAGAUCCUGCUGCUUCUUGGCCAUCCUGGCGUUUGGCAGAGAUACUAGAUCCUACAUCAGGAGAGACAUGUGAUACACCACUAGGGACAUGCUCAUGUAAUCCUUACUUGAAAUCUGUUGUGUUUACUUGAAUAAGACAUCGCCGCAGUAUAAAUAUUACAGAGACAUAGGUACAAGUGCUGGUAAACAUUGAAGAGGGCACGGCCCCUUCAAACUGGUGAUCACAGAGAAUACCGUUCCCUCACCUCAGGAUAAGCCAUCAAAUAAAAGUGUACCUGUCUCUUUAAAAAAAACUUUUUAUAGGUCUUAGGACCCCCACGAUCUCAGCUGCGGCACCCCAGACAUCCAGUGCACGGAGCAAACUUCUGUGCCAGAUGACUGGUGAUGCGGGGCAGAGGCUCGUGAUGUCACAGCCAUGCCCCCUCCCAUAGACUUGCGCAGCGGUGAUGUCACAAGUCUCCAUUGCAGCACCCGAUGCUCUAAACUAAGACAAUCCCUAAGAUUUGCAUUGUACGUUUGUCUCGUUAAGCUCGCUCUUCUCCCAGCUAGUUCUGAUGAAAACCCUGAGCGAUCAAAACUUUUAAUAUGUCUCUACAAUAUGUCAUUUUUUUUUUUUUUUAUGGACAGUGCACAUUUGAGUGGUUGUAUGAUAUUACAAAAACAUGGCUGCUUUCUUCCCCAAAGCGCCACAUCUCUCCACAGGAAGUGCUCGGUAUUGCAUCUUAGAAUAUUACACUUGAAUGCAGCUGUGAAUGCACAGCCUAUGGACAAGAUUCAAGAUUUUUUUUUUUUUUAAACAAUCCAUGUCCCCCCUCUCUAAUAUGCCCUUUUAUUAGUACAACAAUAUGUGGUGGUAUUGGUGGGGCAGAAAGCUUGUACUAUGACCAUAGCAUAACAAAAAUGCAUCUGUAUUGCAGUUUGAAAGAAGAUGUUUCUAGAAUUUUUUUCUAUAGGAAAUUGCACAAAAUUUAGUCUCCAAACUGUGGACAAGCGUUGGCUGUCCAGGCAUGCUAGGAGUUGUAGUUUUGCAAUAUUCUGUAUCUAUGAAACUAUACACCAAAUGCAGUGUGAACUUUAUCAAUGCUUAUAAAACAUUUUGGCCGAGAUGCAUUAUUCAGACUAUUUGUACAUAUACAAUUGAUUACUAAGAGAUCACUACAACCCUAUAUUCUCAUCCAUUAUUGUAAAGUAAAACAUAACUUUUAUUAAGAAACAAAAACAGCGCAGGCAUUGCUACUCUCCCUGAUAGCACCGUCUAUCUGCAGAAGAGCGGCUGGUGGCGGUGAACAGUUCAGAUGGGGCUCAUUUGCAGAAAUGAAAGCUUCAACAUAAAAUCC